AUGUGUUUGCAAAACCGCUACAAGACUGCUUCCUCGCGGACAACUGUGUGGGAAAUGUUAACAGAGAUGGCAAACUUGUCACAUACUCACAAUUCCUUUAUCCAGACAUGUUUUAAUUCAAGUCAUUUCUAUGGAGACAUAAGGAACUGGCGAGUGGUUCUGUCCGAGGACAACCUGGAAGUGGAAUCAGGCCGCGAGAUGUACAGGAGGAUCGCAAGGAUUGUCAGUCACCCCGGUUACAUCAGAACCAGCAACUUCCCUAACGAUGUCGCCAUGUUACAACUGGAUGAGCCUGUUGACGUCACUUCCGGCGAUGCUCGUGUGGCGUGCCUCCCCACGGACGAGGAACUGUCUCUUCUGGACAACUCCAAGUGCUGGAUCAGCGGCUGGGGCGAGACAAGAGGUUCUGGGGGUCAGGAGAACGCAAAGAACGAGUUGAAUGUGGAAAUCCUUCCCAACUGGCUGUGUUCGUCCAUGUGGAGGCGCGUGGAUAUACACGUGCUGGACGACCAAGUGUGUGUCGGAAACGGAGAAACUGGAGCCUGUUUCGGUGAUUCUGGUGGCCCACUGAUGUGCGAGAUCGGCGGUAGAUACCACGUGACAGGGGUGAUGUCAUGGCUCAUCAACAACUGCUCUGCGCGGGGUUUCCCUAAUGUAUUCACACGGGUGACCAGCUACCUUGACUGGAUAUACGAGAAGCUUGAGUACUACGACUGGUGGAGAUACAACUAG
Messenger RNA from Haliotis rubra (blacklip abalone), 732 nucleotides. Its product is annotated as elastase-1-like. The record is from RefSeq and is a predicted model, not a curated record. Gene Ontology annotation, molecular function: serine-type endopeptidase activity. Lineage: Eukaryota; Metazoa; Mollusca; Gastropoda; Lepetellida; Haliotidae. Gene Ontology annotation, biological process: proteolysis. The coding region runs from base 1 to 732 and encodes 243 amino acids. The transcript is spliced from 5 exons.